Messenger RNA from Acaromyces ingoldii, 1771 nucleotides. RefSeq lists its product as hypothetical. The transcript has 2 exons. Lineage: Eukaryota; Fungi; Basidiomycota; Exobasidiomycetes; Exobasidiales; Cryptobasidiaceae. The coding region runs from base 119 to 1582 and encodes 487 amino acids. The record is from RefSeq and is a predicted model, not a curated record.
CGUCGUCCGUUCGUUUGUGCGGCUUUCAUUUUUAGCGACGCAUCAAGACAAGACACACAUCCAUAGCGACGACGACGACGACGACGACAGAAGAAGAGAAAGGCAGGACAACAUCACCAUGUCGCUCAUCGAGCCAUCUGCGCUGCCCAGCGCCAGCUCUGCCGACGUUGGCCAGCUGCUGAGCCGGCUGCUGGAGCUGCAUGCCGAGAAGCAGCUCACAUCGCUCAGCGACCAGUGCCUCGAGGCCAUCUCCUCGCUGCCGACCGAGGACCGGCCGACGUCGUACGAGGGCCUCCUCGACGUGGCGCGGUACUGCAUCGACGAAGAGCCCGGGUGGAAUGCGCAGGACAAGGCCGUGCUCCUCAGCGGGCAUCCUCGCAUCGGCCAGCCGGCACAGAGCACAAAGGAGGGCAUGAGCGAGUCGAGCAGGGCAGAGCAGCGCGCCGACACGGCCGACGAGGCUUCCGAUCAGCGACUCGCCUCGCUCAACUUCAUCUACGAGCACCGCUAUCCGUCAUUACGGUAUGUGACCUUUGUCGCUGGCCGGCCUCGCGCGGCCAUCGUCGACGAGCUCGCUUCUUUCCUCGGCGCUUCCCUCGCCUCGCUCCAGCCUCCUUCCACCUCGUACAACGAGCUCCUCGAGACUCCAUCCGAUUCGGUGCAGAAAUGGGCGCAUACAAAGAUCGAGGCCAUCGCCCUGGACUCGCCAGACUGGACCAAGGAGCUCAAUCGCGGCCUCGAUGCCCUCUUUGAGAUUGCCGCCAGCCGUGCGACCAAGCUACCAUCCUCCGCUAAUGCCUCAUCUUCCUCCUCGUCGGGCCUCGUUCCUGCCUCCGCCACAUCAGCGCCUGCCAAGGACGAGCAAAGACGAGGCCAGGCCGGCGACGACGAGUUCGACGAGCCGUUUCUCUCGCUCAAGCGCUUCACCUCGCUCGUCGAGGCCUCGCCCAUCCUCACGCACUUUUUCGAGCAGGACCUCGCCACUUCCUUUGUCCUCACUGCCCCCGCGCCUGCGCCCGAGAGCGCCCGCGAUGCCCUGGCGACGCUCGCCGCCGUGGCCGUCACGGGCGGCGGCGGCGGCGGUGCCACACGCAAGCGCGUCAAGGGCCUCCUCGGCGGUCUCUGGGGCGAGGUCGCCGACCGGGCAGGCAAGGUGACGGGCAGAGAGUCGCGCCGGGGACCGCUGCCGGCCUUUGGCGGCCGGGGCGACGCCACGGCCAAGAAUCUCGAGGAGGGCGUUGGCGCCGAUGUCAAGGAGGCAAAGGGCGUCACAAAGACGACGGCGUCAGUGCCAGCACCAGCGACGACAACGACGCUCGACGGCGCAGAGGAGCGGCUGCGCGUCGCGACGAAGCGCCUCGUCGAGGCCGAUCGUAGCCACUUUGUCAUUGACGAGCCGGGCAAUGCCAGCGGCGCCGUCGGCGACGACGACGAGGAAGAGGACGUGGGCGACGCGGAGCAAGACCUGGGCAUGGACCGGCUCGGCAUCGAUGAUGGCGCACAGGCAAAGGAAAAGGAUGCGACGCUGAGCGCCAAGGAGCAGCAGCUCGCAAAGGAUCUCCGCAGCGCACCGGCGCAGUAGAGCGUGGUCAUCCUUUCUUCUCUUUCUUCUUCUUCUUCUUCAUCGUCAUCAUCAUCAUCAGAGCCAGCACAGCUCCGCCAGCACUCUUUCUCAUUCCUGGUAUCAUGGUCUCCAUUCACAACUAUUCCUGUCCUGUUGCCUGUUGCCAUACCUAGUUAUACAAUUGGAUCAUCCCAUCUACUGUUCCUC